AUGACGAUUCAGACGACGACGGUUGUUCGAGCAGCGCUGACAAACAAGAGGCUUUUAUCGACGAUGCCUCGCACUCCUUUACGCGUUCUUGGGGCCGCGAAGAGUCGUCACGCGACUCCUCUUCCCCGCGAUGAGAUUCCGUCGUCGUCGUCGAAUGUGUUUUUAACGAACGCGCGAGGAAAGCCCCGGCGGUUUAAUAAAGGGAGAAAAAAAGUUUCAAAAAAGAUGGCACUCGAGGAAGGUUCAGAAGAUGUCGUUUCUGUUGUUGACGUAAAUUCGAGCUCGGUGGACGAGUUCAUCCUCUCGCCUCCGGAUUCGGAAAUCAUAACCGAAGAUAUCAACGAGUUACAAAAACGAGACUUAACGAGUCAAGCCAUCGAGAACACCUUACCGUCACCGCAAACGGCGAAAGUGACAUCGGUUGCUGAACUGAUCGCGUUUACGUUACCAACGAUGGCGAUAUGGUUGUGCGAUCCAAUUUUGAGUUUGUUAGAUACCGCGAUGGUUGGAUUGACGUCGACGAUUGAGUUGGCGGCGAUAUCGCCGGCGAGCGUGUACGUGGGGCACACGUGUUACAUUUUGUGUUCGGCAUUUGCGGUGAGCGCGACGACGUUGAUUGCGAGAGACCGGAUUGUAGCGAGGAGGAAGAAUACGCCGGAAGCGGUGGAGGAAGAUGCGAGGACGGUGAACGAUGUUUUGGUCAUGAGUACCGGGAUGGGGUGCGUCGUCGCCGCGAUUCUUUUCGCGUUUCACGUUCCCGGGUUGACGAAGUACGUCGGGGCGAAUUCGUUGGCGUUGAUUCCUUACGCGGCGACGUAUGCAAAGAUUAGAUUGAUAGCGUUUCCAGCGGCCAUCGCUUGCUCUGUGAUGCAAUCCGCGCACUUGGCAACGGAAGAUCCGUACACGCCUUUAAAAGCGACGUUGGUCGCCGCCGCGAUCAACGGCGUCGGCGACUUCGUGGCGGUGUUUUUCUUGAAAGCUGGGAUCGCCGGGGUGGCGUGGGCGACAACUUUCGCGCAGAUUGUGGUGACCGUGUUGUUCGUCAGAGCGAUGGUUACGAGAGGAAAGAAAUGCGACGCGAGAAAAGAUGAUUUGGGGUACCGGUUAAACGGGCCGCCGCCGUUGCGGAUGCCUUUGCGAUUGCCGAGUUUAGCGGCGAUUAGUCGAAUUGGAAAGAUUGCCUCGCCGGUAUUUUUCGUGACGUUAGUGAAAGCUAUUUUCGUCGGAAGUACGAUUCGUUCGGGAACAGCUUUAGGACCGGCAUUUUCUGCCGCGAACGGGGUUAUGUUCACCGUGUACUUCUUCUUCGCGGUGAUCGGCGACGGCGUGUCGCAAGCUGCGCAAACGUUCUUACCGGCGCAGUUAGGCGACGAAACGAGAGCGUUUGAAAUGGCCAAACGCUUAUUAUUGGCCGCUCUGUGCAUCGGAUGUUUCUCCGCUGUUUUCUCUAGAAUUGUUCCUGUCUACUUCCCGUAUUCCUUCACCACAGACAGCACGGUCGCGGCUUUGAUGAAAGAAAUCUCCCCGGUGUCUUCCUUGGCGUUGCUUUUACACACCAGCUCCAUGGCCUCCGAGGGAUGCUUAUUAGCUGGCAGAGAUACCAAAUUCAUGUCCAUGGCGUACGUCCCAAACGCCCUUCUCGCUUGGAUCGGUUUAGGGUUCACCUUAAAAGCCGGUUUCGGCAUCCAAGCCGCCUGGUUCGCGCUCGCGCAGUUUCACUUCGUCCGCUUAAGCGUGAACUCUUGGCGCUUGCUCUCCCGCCAGUCCCCGCUCAGGAAGCAGUUGAAAGAAGACUGA
Messenger RNA from Bathycoccus prasinos, 1797 nucleotides. RefSeq lists its product with no specific name. Lineage: Eukaryota; Viridiplantae; Chlorophyta; Mamiellophyceae; Mamiellales; Bathycoccaceae. The transcript has a single exon. The record is from RefSeq and is a predicted model, not a curated record. Bases 1 to 1797 code for a protein of 598 amino acids.